Molecule: messenger RNA, 582 nt
Organism: Vitis vinifera (wine grape)
Lineage: Eukaryota; Viridiplantae; Streptophyta; Magnoliopsida; Vitales; Vitaceae
Exons: 2
Coding region: 1-582 (193 amino acids)
Source: RefSeq, a predicted model, not a curated record
AUGGUGAGCCGCUGCAAGCAUGAUGCUGACGUUGCUAGAAAAUCGGUCUGGUGUUGUUAUGGUGCCGCGAAUGAUGCGGCUACAGUUUUACCUAGUAUAUCUGAUAUUCGUUGUGAGGUUCCCGAACUUAGGGGAGAUAACUUUAAGAUAUGGAAGGAGAGAGUUCUUCUUCAAUUAGGGUGCAUGGACAUAGAUUAUGCUAUAAGGAAAGAUGAACCGCAUAAGAUCACUGAUACCAUCACACCUGAACAAAUUUUAUUGUACGAACGCUGGGAGAAAUCUAAUCGCCUUAGCGUGAUGUACAUUAAGACAAAAAUCAGUGCUGGUAUACGUGGUUCAAUCGAGCAACAUGAAAAUGUUCGUGAAUUGCUAAAGGCUAUGGACGAGCAAUUCGUCACUUCAGAUAAAGCCUUGGCAAGCACCCUAAUUAUGAAGUUCACAUCCUUGAAGCUCACCGCUAUAAGAGGUGUGCGUGAACAUAUCAUGGAGAUGAGGGACAUUGUGGCUCAAUUGAAGAAACUCGAGGUAGAAAUGUUUGAAUCCUUCUUGGUGCACUUUAUCCUUAACACUCUUCCACCUUAG